Molecule: messenger RNA, 3100 nt
Organism: Oreochromis aureus
Lineage: Eukaryota; Metazoa; Chordata; Actinopteri; Cichliformes; Cichlidae
Product: zinc finger BED domain-containing protein 4-like
Exons: 4
Coding region: 1019-1582 (187 amino acids)
Source: RefSeq, a predicted model, not a curated record
UGUCUUUGACAUGACUGUAUACAUUUUACUGUUGUUUGUUUGUCUGGAACAGGUCCCUCCGGUACAUGACACACUGAGGCUCAAUGGGACUCAGUUAAGCUAACCGCAUUAGCUGCAUGUGUUUGGACUGUGGGAGGAGCCUGGUGUACCUGGAGAGAACAUAAACUCCACCCAGAAAGCCAAGAUGAUGGACUCAAACCCACGACCAACAGUACUAACCACCGCGGUUAAACCACGUGGUUAGUACCUGCUGUUGGCUGACUUGUGACUGGACGAUAAUCAGUGAUCAGCUUUGGUUUUCAGGUAUUCUUCAGAGCGCCCCAGUCUGUUCUUCAUUGUGCUGAAGACCGCUGGGCGGCGGGACCCGCCUCCUCGCUCCUGUUGCAUUGGCUGCUCAUUGUUGUACUAAUAAUAAAGGAGACUUCCCCUGCGGUGCCAUCGGAGACAGAAAACAUCACGCAGCCAUGACUGAUGGAAGUGUGACGAGUGUCCUGCCUUCUGCUCUAUUAAUAAUUUACGUCGAGUUGAAUUAGAGCAGCUGGAAUAAUUCAAACCUCUGUGUUUUUGUUGGUUUCCUCUCUUUGAUUGCUCGGUUCUCUCUCGUUGCUCACCUUCAUAUUUCCUCUUCACCUUUCCCCUUUAUUUGCAUGAGCCCAUUAUCUUAUAAUUAAUAAAUGCAAUUAGACUUGUGAACCUUUCAGCAGACACACUCGCAGCAGAUAAUGAAAUGUGCUGCUGCUGCUGCUGCUGCUGCUGCUGCUGCGCGGCGAAUAAAUGUCGAUGAUGAUCGGAUCUGCACACAGAGGAUGGAGCCUAACCUGCCAUGGUGCGAGACGCUCUUCCUGUAGAUGUUCCUGCGAUGGUUCAGCUGAAGGACGAGGCUUUGCCCUAAGCUCUGAUUCAAAGCCUCGGCCAGAAGGACUGCUGAGGUCUGAGAGAUACACUGGAGUCAUGGGAAUUGCAAGAAUGCCACCUUGUCUGUGUCACCACGGAUAACGCCACUAACAACAUCUCUGCAAUGGAACUGAAUCAGUGGGAACGGCUACAAUGCUUUGGUCACCGCCUACAGCUAGCUAUUGAGAAUGCUCUAAAAGCUCUUACACCAGUAUCUACAAAACAGGCUGUGGAACGAGCAGUUGGAGUGUGUAAAAAGGUGGCGAGUGCCUUCUCCAAGUCAUGGAAGAAAAAACGUGAAUUGGCCAAGGCGCAAGCGGUGCUGGGCUUGCCUCCUCAUCAGCUCAUCACUGAAAGUCCUACAAGAUGGGGCUCGCGGCAGAUGAUGAUAGAGAGGUUCCUGGAGCAGGAGAAUGCUCUUUCACAGGUUGCAGACAAGAAGACAAGACAUCUGGUGCCAAGCUGGCAAGACGUGGCAUUGCUAGAGUCCUUGAACAAGGCACUGGGUCCACUGUUCGAGUUUACUGACGCUUUGUCAGGGGAGGGCUACGUCAGCGUAUCUUUUCUGAAGCCAGUUCUGCACCUCUUCAACAACGAAAUCCUCAAUCAGAAGGAUGGAGAGACAGAGCUCACAAAAGCAGUCAAAGACGGUAUCCUCAAGUACCUCAAUGAAAAGUAUGAUGACUAGCUUGGAUAAAUCAUCUCUCUCUCGCCUUCAGGCAAUACAAAACGCAGCAGCCAGACUAUUAACUCGUUCUACCAAACGUGUUCACAUCACUCCCAUCUUAUAUUCUUUACAUUGGCUCCCAAUAGAGUUUAGAAUUCGCUUUAAAAUUCUUGUUUUAACAUAUAGAGCACUAAAUGGCCAGGCCCCAGAUUAUCUAUCCAAGCUUCUUAUAAAAUACACUGCUGCUCGUCAUCUCCGCUCACAGACUCAAAGUCUCUUAGUUGUUCCCCGUACACGACUGAAGACAAAAGGGGACAGAGCCUUUCAGUCUGUUGCACCAAGGCUGUGGAACAGUUUACCACUACAGUUACGUUUGCUUGACUCUGUGGAUUGUUUUAAAAAACAGUUAAAAACUUUUCUGUUUAAACAAGCCUUUUGUUGAUCUCUUCAUAUUUUAUAUUUUUUACAUUAUUUACAUUUGAUCUUUUAUAUUGUGUACAUUGUCUAUCGAUUUUAUUGUUUAUUUUAAUAUUUAUGUACAGCGCUUUGUGAUUGUCUAUCUGCGAAAAGCGCUUAAUAAAUAAAGUUUACUUACUACUUACUUACUUACCAUGCCACCAACAACCUCCUAGACAUGGCAACACUUCUUGACCCACAGUUUAGGACAGCCUACAUCAAGGAAGAGAGGGUGGAGUUCAUAAAGAUGAGAGCUGCAGCAGAGCUGGUGGACAUGGUGGGAGCAACAGCACCAGAAAGUGCACAAACAGCAGCAGCCUCCAGUUCACCCCCAGCUGCUGAAGAUGAUCCAGAGCUUCCCCGUCCCACAAAGAAAAAAAAAAGUUUAGGUAGCUAUUUCAAAAAGGCAGGUCAAUCCACCACCCACUCCCAACCCAGCAGAGCAUCCAUUGAACUGGAGCUCUCCAUGUAUCUUCAGAUACCUGGGCCUGACUCAGAGACUGACCCACUGUGGAAGCAGCAUGAGACAAACUUUCCAUUGGUGGCCAGGCUGGCCAGAAAGUACUUGUGCAUUCCUGCUACUAGUUCUUCAUCUGAAAGGGCUUUCAGUGCGAGUGGGAACAUCAUCACAUGUAAGAGGUCAGGUCUUAAGCCAAACACAGUUGACCAACUAGUCUUCCUUGCACUCAACCUGUAAAUUCAACAGUAACAUAUCUACUUCUGCAAAGUAGCCAUUUUCUGUUUUCACUUUAAUUUAUGGUUAAUGCCUUAAACAGAGUUCUGUUCAACCCUGAUGCUUAAUUUUGUCACUUUAUAUUGGUUUGCAAACUUUGCAGUACAAGGUCACAGAUUUCAGAAAGUUAAGAAAUAAUUUGUUUAUUUUUUAUAGCUGAACUUUUGUGCAAAUCUGAGUUUUCUUCUCAGAAACUUGAAACUGUUGUGCACUUUAAGUUUAUUUUGACAAUUCAUUUUAAAUGUACGUUUUGGAAAAAAAAUGUGAAGGCCACAGCUGUUUUCAUUUGAUACAUUUAUAUUAAAAUGUAUGUUUCUCAAUUGUGACAGUUCCGUUAAAAGUCUCUUCAA